Messenger RNA from Vittaforma corneae ATCC 50505, 1707 nucleotides. RefSeq lists its product as uncharacterized. Lineage: Eukaryota; Fungi; Microsporidia; Nosematidae. The record is from RefSeq and is a predicted model, not a curated record. The coding region runs from base 1 to 1707 and encodes 568 amino acids. Gene Ontology annotation, molecular function: ATP binding; ATP hydrolysis activity. The transcript has a single exon.
AUGACGAAUGUAAACGAAUUGAAAGAAAAGUUUAUACAAGCUUUACAAGAUUAUCCAUUUGAAAGCGAGGAGGAAGCCUUGAAAUUGGGAAUGAAACACUUCACAGUCCAGAAGAAAGAUGAGUUCACUGCUUUGGAAACUCCAUACAUGUUUAGAACAGCUAUUCAACCAAAAAAGACAACUAGUCAGAUUUGCCACAACUACGAAGAGGGGUCCAGCUCAGAAGAAAGCACCGAUGAAUGCUCUGUUUUCUAUGGUGAGGAGAUAAAAAUGGACAUGGACUUGUUCAUAAACAACAAGCUUAUUGUCGAGGACUGUGCCUUGACUCUCUUUAGAAACCAGAAAUAUGGAUUGGUUGGGAGAAACGGGAUAGGAAAGAGUACGCUUUUGAAGGAAAUAAGAAAAAGGAAUUUUGGAAUACCAAAAGGAUUGAAAAUCCAUCUCCUUAAGCAGGACUAUGUAAGUGAUGAAAAAGUCUUAGAUUUUGUGGGUGCAGAUGCAGGAAAGAUACUUCAGAACUUGGGAUUUAAAAAAGAGCAGAUGGACGCCACCAUCCGGAGCCUGAGUGGGGGAUGGAGGAUGAGAGCACAGCUAGCAAAGGCUUUGCACAUAAACCCAGAUCUCCUACUCUUGGAUGAGCCUACAAAUUUUCUGGAUAUCAAGGCCAUUAAUUUUCUUGAAUCUCAGAUGGAUAGCCUUAAGACAGUCAUAGUAGUUUCACAUGACAGAAACUUCUUGGACAACGCUGUUGAUAACAUCCUGCAUUUGAAUAACUAUAAGAUUAAGGUGUACAAGGGAAACUAUGCACACUUUGUUAAGCAAAAGGAAGAUGAAAGGAUGGCUCAGCUUAAAGAGUAUGAGAAUGUUAAAGCACAGAAGGAGCAUAUUCAAAGUUUCAUAGAUAGGUUUAGAUACAAUGCAAAGAGAUCGUCCCAGGCACAGAGCAGGAUUAAGUUACUUGAAAAGCUUCCAAACGUUGAGCCACCCAAGGAAGAUCCCAGGAUGAAGUUUAGGUUUAAAAGUACAGGUGCAAAGGGAACAUUGCUUGAAAUGGAGCAUGUCAAAUUUUUGUAUGGUAAAGAAGAUGGCAACAAAGACAGAUGUAGUGAGAAUUUGAGGAUGGUUUUUAAAGACUUGAACUUGCGUAUUUCUCAUAACUCACGUAUUGUAAUUGUUGGGGAAAAUGGAAUGGGCAAGUCCACUCUCUUGAAAAUACUAACUGGCCAGCUAAAGCCCGAAUCUGGAAAAGUAAAUGGACAUCCUGCAUUAAAGGUGGGGUACUUUGCACAGCACCACGUUGAUCAUUUAAAUCACAAUAUGGGGGCCCUUUCAUUUUUGGUGCAAAAACACGAGGAGGAGGCAAGUAGGGCAGCACUGUCCAAUUUUGGACUGCAUAUAAACAAUCAGAAAAUAGGCACCCUUUCUGGUGGACAAAAGUCCAGAUUGGCACUGGCGAUGAUUAGUCUUGAUAGCCCCAAUCUCCUACUGUUGGAUGAGCCCACGAACCAUCUUGACAUGGAAACGAUUGAUGCAUUGGCAGAUGCGUUGGAAAACUUUGACGGAGCUGUUGUGUGUGUUUCACACGACUUAGCAUUUGUUGAAAAGGUAUUUAAAGACGUUUAUAUUUGUGAAAACCAGGAUUUGGUGUAUUUUAAAGGAACAUCGAUUGAAUACAAAGAAACGUUGAACAAGAGUAUAAAAAAUUAA